Aspergillus saccharolyticus JOP 1030-1 is the source of this 1792-nucleotide messenger RNA. RefSeq names its product tRNA maturation protein LHP1. Gene Ontology annotation, molecular function: mRNA binding. Gene Ontology annotation, biological process: RNA processing. Gene Ontology annotation, cellular component: nucleus. The transcript has 3 exons. The coding region runs from base 329 to 1531 and encodes 400 amino acids. The record is from RefSeq and is a predicted model, not a curated record. NCBI's taxonomy places the organism in Eukaryota, Fungi, Ascomycota, Eurotiomycetes, Eurotiales, Aspergillaceae.
UUCGAGUCCCUUUUUUUUCCCUCCAUUUUAUUUUAUUUCUCUCUUUACUAGCAAAGACCUCCUGGUUGUGAACGAAUUCUUAUUCUUUUCUUUUCUUCUCAAGUCUUCUUCAUCUCGUGCUUUUACAUUAUUCUUCACAGACUGAUCCGUAUCGCGAACCCCCCCAGCGAGAGAUUUCGAAUUUAUUUAUCCUCGCUUACCACCCUGCACGCGCAUCACAGUCCUGUCCUCGUGUUCGCCGUUACUGAUAAUCAUUCAAUUACAGGAGGAGUAUCCUUUCUUUCUUCCGAACGACCCUCUCUCACACCCCUACUCACAACACUUCAAGAUGUCUGACGAGCAAAAGCCCGUUGCCCAGCCCAAUGCUGAGGCCGAGAAGGAUGUCCAAAACGUUCUGGCCGAGCUGAAGGGCGAGAGCAGCGAGGCUACUGCUCCCGCCACCGAGGAGAAGAUGCAGGUCGACGAGGCCGCCGAGGAGGCCCGUAUCGUGGAGGCGGCCGCCAAGCUGGGCGAGAAGUCCGCGCAAGCCGAGGAGCAGAAGCAGGAGGCCAAGAAGCAAGAGCAGCAGCAGCAACAGGGUCGUGGUGGCCGUCCCAAUUACCGCAACAACGUCAAGUUCGACCCCUCCAGCCAGGAGGUGACCAGCGACCCUGUGCAGAUCCGCAAGCAGGUCGAAUUCUACUUCUCCGACUCCAACCUCCCCAUGGACAAGUUCCUGCUGUCCAAGGUCGGCGGCAGCAGCAACCGUCCCGUCUCCCUCGAGCUCCUCCACUCGUUCAAGCGCAUGCGCCGCUUCCAGCCCUUCAGCGCCAUUGUCGAGGCCAUCAAGUCGUCCGAGACCCUCGAGCUCACCGACAACGACACCUGCGUGCGCCGCAAGACCCCGCUCCCCGAGACCGUGACCGAGAACCACAACCCCACCGUGGUCCGCGUGUUCGAGGACAAGGCCAUGAACCGCAGCGUCUACGCCAAGGGAUUCGGCGAGGAGGGCCCUACAACCCAGCUCGAGAUUGAGGAAUUCUUUGCCCCCUAUGGCCCCGUCAACGCCAUCCGUCUCCGCCGCGCCUUCGACAAGACAUUCAAGGGCAGUGUCUUUGUCGAGUUCGAGUCCGAGGAGAAGCAGCAGGCCUUCCUCGCCCUGGACCCCAAGCCCAAGUGGAAGGACCAGGACCUGCUCAUUAAGAGCAAGAAGGACUACUGUGAGGAGAAGGCCCGCGAGAUCGAGGCCGGCCGCAUCAAGCCCAGCGGCGGCCGUGGACGUGGUGGUCACCGCGGUGGGCGCGGCCGUGGUGGCAACCGUGGCGGACGCGGAGAUAACAAGCGCGGCGACUGGAGAGAUCGUCGCGCCGCUGACCAGAAGAAUGGAUCCAGCGAGAAGAAGGAAGAGCCCAAGGAGAUUCAGAAGGAUGCUCGCGGUGUCCCCGUUGUCCAGAGCACCACCGACGAGUCCUCCGGCCAGAAGCGCGCCCGUGAGGAAGACGGUGCCAAUGGCGACCACCCCGCCAAGAAGGUGGAUGCCAAGCAGGAGUAAAAGAAGUCAACAUCUUCCAAAAACAAAAUUCAACAUCAGGGAAAACACUGACACCUCUUUUUCCCUUUUUUAUUUCUUAUUUUCAUGAAAGGUGGGAUGGGAUCAAAAACAAAAAGCAUGGCCUGGCUCGAAAUUUUUUCUCCUUGAUUUAGAAAGAAGACCAUACCAUAAUGGCGUUGUAUAUUUACCCCCUAUUUAUUUUUCUUUGCUGCUUGUUAUACUUUAGCUUUUUUUCCAAAUGGACUUGGGUUCCCAGACAUG